Molecule: messenger RNA, 838 nt
Organism: Nymphaea colorata (pocket water lily)
Lineage: Eukaryota; Viridiplantae; Streptophyta; Magnoliopsida; Nymphaeales; Nymphaeaceae
Product: basic blue protein-like
Exons: 2
Coding region: 198-722 (174 amino acids)
Cellular component (GO): plasma membrane
Molecular function (GO): electron transfer activity
Source: RefSeq, a predicted model, not a curated record
ACUACGAAUUCAUAAAUAACUAAGACCAAAUCCAAGCGUUUGAAAUUUCUAUACUCUUCCCCACUCGAGCAAAUUGACUUUGGAAAGACCCAGAACUCAAGGACAGCAGAAUUGGCUAUUUAUUGGUUUUUCAGUCGAUUACAUAGCUGAGAUUUCUGCAAGUCUUUCUCCCUGCUUUUCUCUUCCCCGCCCCUCCAAUGGCUAGUGGUUCUCUUGUUGUUCCUCGCUUUUUUGUCGUCUCCUGUAUCAGCCUCCUCUGUGUCAGGCACAUGGAAGCUGCAGUCUACACAGUCGGCGAUGAUGAUGAAUGGUCAUUAGAGGUGGACUAUGUUCAAUGGUCUCAGAAAUACAAUUUCACUGUUGGAGACACUCUAGUGUUUAGAUACGUGAAAAGCCAGCAUAACGUGUACAUCGUGAGACAGAGAACAUACAGGUCAUGCAACACAAGCACAGGAGUGCUGAACAUUUAUACAAGUGGGAACGAUCGAAUAGUACUUAGAGCAAGGAAGUAUUGGUUCAUCUGUGGUAUUACUGAUCACUGCUCUGGAGGUAUGAAGUUUGGGCUAAAUUUGCUUGGAGCCAACAAGAGGACAACAAAUCAGACCACAGAGUCCCCAUCUGCUGCACCUCUCCCUUCCCCAUCUGGUGCCAACAACCAUGGACUUACUCGGCCAACAACUCUUCUAGUCAUUCUCCUCAUCCUGAUCAACUCUUUAUUCUGAUUGAAUUGGCUUGAUUGUUCAUAAACCACACCCCCCUUUGUGUGUGUGUGUGUGUGUCUGUGCGCGUGCAUAUGCAGAAGAAUAUUUAUGUAGUUGAAAAUUCAAAAACUAGUGAA